Messenger RNA from Ostreobium quekettii, 2592 nucleotides. NCBI's taxonomy places the organism in Eukaryota, Viridiplantae, Chlorophyta, Ulvophyceae, Bryopsidales, Ostreobiaceae. The record is from the annotation of a GenBank genome assembly.
AUGGGUGAAGCUUUCUCUUCGCAUGGUGAGGCUGAUGCUGUAGGGCUGAUGACAGGCGAUGUCACCAUCAAUCCCAAUGCAAACUGCAUUGUCAUGACUACAGAGAUCCUUCGCAGCAUGCUCUAUAGGGGGUCUUUGCUGUUGCGAGAAGUGGCUUGGGUGGUGUUUGACGAAGUCCAUUACAUGCAGGACAAGGAGAGGGGCGUUGUGUGGGAGGAAACAAUCAUUGUGCUGCCCAAGGAAGUAAAAAUGGUAUUCUUGUCGGCCACACUGUCCAAUGCUGGCGAGUUUGCAGGCUGGGUUGCUCAUUUGCACAAGCAGCCCUGCCACGUGGUCAACACAGACUUUAGACCAACGCCAUUGAGACAUUAUGGAUUUCCGCUUGGGGGCACUGGGUUAUACAAUUUGAAGGGUGAAGAUGGCAUCUUCAGGGGGACCAACUUCAGAAACCUGAGGGACUCUUUUGAAAACAUUGGGAAAAAGAUCGGUGGGGAUGGGCAGCGAAGUGGGGAUGGUCGAUGUGGUAGGGACAGAGGGAGCAGACGCAUCAGCAAACAAGAGUUGAUGGACACCAAAAUGAAGAAUGUGCAGGAGAUAACAAGAAUCAUGAAGCUGCUCAAAGACAAAGAUUUCAUCCCUGCGAUAGUGUUCAGUUUUAGCAAAAGAGAGACAGAAUUGAAUGCAAUGGAGAUAGCCAACACCAACUUUAAUACGGAGGAGGAGAGUGCCAAAAUACGCGAGGUGUGCACAAACGCCCUGUCCUGCCUGAGCGAGAACGAUAGGGAUCUGCCAGCAGUGCAACACUUGUUACCAAUAUUGGAGAAGGGUGUUGGUGUCCACCAUGCUGGGCUGCUGCCCAUCCUGAAGGAGAUAACAGAGAUUCUGUUCCAAGAGCACCUAGUGAAGGUGCUGUGUGCCACGGAGACAUUUGCAAUGGGCGUGAACAUGCCUGCAAGGGCUGUAAUAUUCUCAUCACUCCGGAAGUUUGAUGGCAAAGAAGAACGGUACAUCAAGUCUGGUGAAUACAUUCAGAUGAGUGGGCGGGCAGGCCGAAGAGGCAUCGAUGACCGUGGAUACGUAAUUCUCAUGAUUGAUGAGCAGCUUGAUGAAGAGACAUGCAGGUCCAUGCUCCUUGGAGAGCCUGCUCCCUUGAAGAGUUCAUUCAGGCUGAGCUACUACACCCUCUUGAACCUGAUGCGCCGUGUGGAGGGGACACAGCAGUCAAUGGAUGAUGUAAUAAAGCUGUCAUUUCAGCAGUACCAGCAUGACCGAAACGUUCCCAAGAUGGAGCAGGAGCUUAAGCAGCUGGAGCAGCAGGCAAAAGAUGCCUUGGGUAGCAUGAGCACAGACUCUGUCUUGGAGUACAACAGAGUGUCAAAGGCAAUUCGCAAGCUGCAGAAGUUAGUGCGGAAGAGGACAGUUCUCGUGCCCAUAAGAAUAUUGCAUGUUUUGCAGCCAGGGAGACUGGUCAACGUUGCCAAAUGGGGGUGGGGCAUGUGCGUUUCUGUGGUCAGAGAGGAAGGCAAGGGUUUCAAGAAGGACAGCUACAUGCUGGACACAUUGCUGUGCUGCAAAAAAGAUGAGAAUCGCGGCACAGCACAAGCGGAAUCUGUAGGCCAUGAUUCGCCCAAUUGCGAGCUCAACGUUGUUCCCGUGCCACUGGAAGCAGUUGAGGCGAUAAGCAGCCUUGUUCUGCCACUGCCGGAAGAUCUCUGCCCUGUCGAUGCCCGUCUGGGCGUCCUGCAGAGCCUCCGUUCGAUUCACGCUCGCUUCCAAGAUGGCCUCCCACUCCUGGACCCUAUCACGGAUAUGGGAAUCACCGACCCUGAGAUGCUGGCAGCUGUAAAAGAGAUACAGGAGCUGGAGACAAAGCUCUUGAAGAAUCCAGUGCGGCAGGAAAUGCAGUCCAAGGACUCUGAGAAGCACCUUAGGACCAAGGCCAAGCUCGAGGCCCAGGCAGACCAGCUGCGUGCAGACAUGCACAAGUCUCUGCUGUCCUCUUUUCGAGAGGAGGCGAAACACCGAGUCUCUAUCCUGGAGAAGCUUGGCCACCUCAACGCUGAAGGGGUCGUGCAGUUGAAGGGCAAGGCUGCAUGCGAGAUUGACACCGCUGAUGAGCUGCUCUGCACUGAACUCAUGUUCAAUGGGGGGCUGUCCGACCUGGACAAGCACCAGCUUGCAGCGCUGCUGAGCUGCCUGAUUCCGACGGAGAAGUCUGAGGAAGAAAUCAAGCUCAAGACGGAAUUGAGCGGUCCUCUCCACAAGCUACAGGAGACAGCUCGAAUGAUCGCAGAGGUUUCAACAGAGUGCAAGCUCAAAGUAGAGGCGGAGGAGUACAUCAGCAGCUUCAAGCCGUUCCUGAUGGAUGUCGUGUAUGCGUGGUCAAAGGGCGCCAGUUUCGCUGAAAUUUGCGACAUGACGGACAUAUUCGAGGGGAGUAUCAUCCGGGCCACCAGGCGACUUGACGAACUCAUGAUGCAGUUGGCGGAGGCGGCGAGGGUGGUUGGGGACGAGGACCUCGCAAAGAAAUUCCAGGAGAGCGACGCCACGCUCAAACGGGACAUCAUCUUUGCAGCCUCGCUGUAUGUAUGA